This is a messenger RNA of Pezoporus occidentalis (night parrot), 6750 nucleotides long. RefSeq names its product dynein axonemal assembly factor 8 (gene DNAAF8). Lineage: Eukaryota; Metazoa; Chordata; Aves; Psittaciformes; Psittacidae. Gene Ontology annotation, cellular component: dynein axonemal particle. Gene Ontology annotation, molecular function: dynein complex binding. The record is from RefSeq and is a predicted model, not a curated record.
UGAGAACAGUUACAAGUCAGUGUUGCUAAGAAACCCCAAAAAUGGUUUAUGAGGGGCUAAACUGCCUCUGAUGUGGCCCCAAUUAUGGGUGUAUAUGGUGAGCAGGGCAGAAAGCUCUCAGCUCUCUGAACUCAGGAGGAAAGGCACAACUCCAAAAGUGCGUUUUAUUGUUCUCUGCUGAUAGUGAAAACCCUGCUGAGAAUUAUAGUGACCCUGAAAGCACAUGCUUUGUUCUUGUUCUGUUCUGAUGUUACCUCUUGUGUUCUUUUGUGAGGUGUAUUUCGGCUCAUCUUUCAUUUGGCUGAAGGGAAGCUGUUCCAAUGGCCUCAGAAAGGCAAAGAGAGGAUACAGAACACCUGUUUGAGCCUCCUGCAGCUCCUUUUCAGAGUGGCAGAACAUUUCAAUGGGGAGCUAUACUUGCUGCAGUGAAAGAUCAGCUCCCAUCUCUGGACUCUGAUGACUCCACACCUGACUGUGACAGUGAUGGGGAGCUUUUCAUCUUCCAGCGGGAACAGCCAAACUUAAUUCCUGACCUGUCAGAAGAGCUGAUGGAGUUUUCCUUGGAUGACUCAAACAUGCAGGGAACAGAAAGCCAUCCAUGGGAGAUCUGUAGUGGAGAUCUAGAAAGCUUUGGGUUUCAGAAAAAAACAGAUGGUGCCCAAGUCAUUGCAAAAGAUGAUGUACAAGUGAUUAAAGAUGAGACUCCCAGUCUUGCCAGCUAUACUGAAGAAAUGCGAAACCAAAAGGCAGCUGUUGGUGAAGAGUCUCUUGCAGAUUCCACAGAUUGCCUUGAAGGGGAAGAACUGGACAGGACACAGGCCAGGGAAAUACAGACCUCUUGGCUUAAUAAAGCAUUGUCUGUGGAGGAUUUGAGCAACUGGAAAGAGAGAAGAAAACUGAUAGAGACAAAAAUACUCUCCAAAAUAAUCCUGGAGCCAUCACAAGGCCACUCGGAGACAGAUUUCAAGCCUUCCUCCCAUAAUGUUAGCAGCAGCCUAUUAAAAACUGAUAAGGAAGAAAACUCCUCAGAUCAUCUUCAAGGAUCAACCCAUCUAUCACUGCGGAGUAUUGAAAAAUGGGAUCUAGACAAGAUUCUUGAGGAGCUGGAGCAGCAGAAAGAUAACACUCAUGCAGAAGUUCCUUUCUCCUCAGCAGAUCAUGGCACCUUCAGGACUAAAUCUGAAAAUCAGCUCAUGGAAAAGCUAAAAGAGCUGUGUGCCAGGCAGUCUAGGACUGUGUCUCCGUAUUGCAGGUGGCCACCAGCCAAGCUCUCCUUUCAAGAACAUCAGGAAAAUAAGUAGGUCCUUUUUCUGUCAUAUACACUGGGUGUUGCCUCUCCACGAAGUUCUUCAAGGAUGGAUAUGGUGAGCUUACAGAGCCUGCCAGACCCUGCAACCGUGUACAUCGACCUGAGAGAUGCUAAACUGCAGAAGUCAGUAACGUUCCCUGAUGAGGAACAAAGCACAAGUGACAGCUCCACUGAAGAAGAAGAGACUGUGACGACUGAGGACCAAGCAGAAAGGAGAAGGAGGAAUUGUUCAGCGAAAAGCCUGCUACUCCAACAACUCCAUAGAGCCCGUAAUGAAGCCUCAGAGCUUUCUCAUGAAACAUCUACCCCAGCUGAAAAACUUGAAGGAAUAAAACAGGAUCCAGAAAGUCUGGAAGAGAUAGGUUCAUCUGAAAUAAAUCAAAGCCCAUAUUCUGAAGUGAGGCAAGAGACAAGUAAGGUGAUUCCCAGGAUGAGAUUGGAACCAGAGAAGACAAAUACCCUGUUGUCGAGCCAUGGGGGUAAUGGAACUGAGAUAGAGAAAGAAACCAAAAUGGAAGCUGAGAAGGUUCAAACUUAAGGAAAUUCUCCAGAGCCUCCUCUAACUACACCAGAAUUGCCAAGGGCAGAAGAAAGUAAAAAAGAGCUAUCCCAAAAGGAAGAACAGAUGAAAGAGAGACGUAGGAGACACAGAUUCCAGGAGCAGCUGGAGAGACUGCAGCCUCAGCAGUCAGUUACUGGAAAGCAGCCCAUGGCAGAGAAUACCCCUGUUUUGUGGUUUGGUGAAGCCUCUUACUUGCCAGCUAUUGACACAUUGCCUAGCCACACUAUGAAAAAUGAGGUGCUGCUUCUGACCUUUUGGCUGUCAAGUUGUGGCCAAGUAGCUACAGAUCAGCACAGGGAGCAGGGGCCUGCUGUGCUGCUGAGAGCAGCCAUCAUCCAGGCUCUUGUGACACGGCUGCUCCCUCUGGUGCCUUCUGUGAAAAUGGAAGAUGGACUCAAGGCUCUGUUUGAGGUGGUAGGGCUGCAGCAGGCCUGGGGAGAGGGUGGGUUGGCCCUACAUACUUGUCUAACAGCAGCAGAUGAGUCUUCAGCCCAGAACAGCACUGAGACCCAGAAGAUAAAAGUGAUGGAGAAGGUGUUUGCAGUACCAAAAGGAUUUUACUGGCAGACAGUUGAAACUGAUGACAAAUACUUCCCUAAUAGCAGCAACAUCAAGGCUUGCAGAGAUACAGACACCAAGGUUGCCAUGGUGCUGCUGUUUGAAAGGCUCUUCCAAAGUCCCCUGGUUACCCAUCGCAUGUUGCAGCUGGUACUCAGUGCAGGUCUGGAUACCUGUGGACUCCACCUGCACUAUCCUCAGCAGGAUGUACUGCUCUCCUGCUCAAGAAAGCUGCCUUCUUGUACUUCAAAGACAAACAAGGUUCCACCAGUGGUGGCAUUGAGUGUGAGAGGGCCUGAAGCAUACAGCACCUUGCAGGCCCCACAGCUGGCCAGCAUGACGGACUGCAGCUCCAUCAGUGCCAUCUACUGCAGAAGCCCAGAGGAUCUUCUCAUCCACCUGCCCCUCCUGGACAGCUACGCACAAAGGGAGCUCUGCCUCUGGUUUGGAGGGAGGUCUGCUGCAUCAGCACUGCAUGCUGGUGUCCUGUGUCCAGAUUCGCAGUGCGACAGAGCAAGGCCAGACAGCCCUUUGUCAACUAGGGCAGAAGCAGAUGAAGAACAGGUUGAUAUCCAGGGCAUGGUGCUGUCUCAACCUCUAGCAAUGCUUGUCUCAAGUACCUAAGGGGAUGUCAUUUUGAUGGUGUCACCUGUGAUAUCUCCUUGUGCAUAUGGUAAUGCGAUUUCAGUCUGUACUCAUCGGGGGUUUGUCCUGCGAGGAGUCAGACAGCUGCAGCUUUCACCUGAGCAAGCUGCUGUGCUGAGCAUGACACAAAGUCAGGUGGCUGUAUUUUGCCCUAGAAAGAUUUCAAGUUCUCCUGACAGUUCUGUAACAGGAGAGUUCUCUGCUGAACCACACAUGCACUGUCUUGUUUUCCUGCUGAGGAAGAAGAAUGCUUGUCAUCACAUUCCUGCACUGGUGAAAGGACUGAUGGAUGAACUGGCAAAGCAAGGCCAUGUGCAGAGCAGCCAGGCUCCCACUGCCCAGCCCAACCCCUCCAUGUGGUUUCAUGUGGCUCCUUACACGGAGACCUUGCUGCAGGCACUGGGUAAUGAGAACUGCGGACUGUUGACAAUACCCCAUUACAUUGCUCUGGAUUUUUUCUGCAAUAGAACCUAUGCUUCUGAUCUUGAAAUGGAGCAAGCUGUCAUGCUGGCAGUGGUUGGAACAGAUGCUAUGAAGAGUGCUGGAGAGCUCCUUCACCAGAUCCUUCUUCCUGGGCAAGGAGAUUCUAAUUUCUCUUCACUUGUAGAAGAACACUGUUUGGGAUUUGAGCUCCUUGGUCUCAAAUGGUUGUCCCAUCUCACUUGGUGUCAGGCCAAAGAAGUAACCCCUUUUGAAGUUGGAGAUACUUCCUGGCAAAGCAGCCUUGACACGCUAGUGUCAAACCCAGUCCUUGUGUGUGCAUUACUGCAGAUCAACGCCUUCAGAGUUCUUGCAGAUGCAUUGGAGAGAUUAACACAAUGGAGAGAGAAGCUGAGCAAAAGUGGCAGUCUUCUACAGGUAGUAAUGGCCCUGACCCCAGAGGUGACAUUCAGGCAAGCCAUCCUCUUCUUCACAGAGGCAAGAGUUUAUGCAGAACACCACCCUGCUAUGAAAUACCUGCCACCACCUGGCAAGAGGGCCAGGGCUGAAGUGGGAGAGAGGCAGAGAUGCCACACAGAAUCUCUGUUCAUCUGCUUGCAAACAGGAGCCCAGAUUCUUUGCACAGUGCUGCUGAUCAAACCCGGUGCCUGGAGCUGCAGUUUUGCAAGGAUCCUCCGAGAACUAGACCUGGAAAAAUUCACUGUGGUUGGCAUGAAACACAUAAACCUGGAACCAGGUGUUGCCUUAGGACUCCUUUCUUCUGAAGUGAAACAGGAUUCUGCUGUUUUAGAAGCUCACUGUUCCUACCUUACUUCAGACACUGCUCCCGUGCUGUGUCUUCAGAGGCCAAAUGCUGUGAAGAAGCUGAUAGAUUUACUGGCAGAGGACCCUAAAGUAGCCCAAGCACUAGAUCCAUCCCUCUGGAGGUCUCAGUAUGACACCAGCACAGGCCAAAAUGGAUUUUAUGGCUCUGAAUCCUAUCAAAUAGCUGUCCGGGAUAUGAAGCUGUUUUUCCCAGAAGGGCUGUGCUACACCGAGUGUCAGACAUUAGAGGAGGAAGAGAUCUAUAACCUGAAACAUGACCCCAUAGUCAGUUUGGAAAUCAAGAAGCAGUGGAAGAUCAUAAAGCAUGGAGCAGGAGGGCAGCUCAGUUCACUGGGCUCUGAGCAACCAUGCAGCCUUGAUCAGCCAUUGCUUGACAACCUCUGCCAAACCACUUGCCUCCUAUUGCCUGGGGUGAGCCUUCGGGGUUCAGAGACCCCACCUUAUGUGGAACUGCUUGAUGAGCUCAUUGGCACAGAUUUCACAGUGACUGGAGUACGUCUCGCUGUUCUGGACAUGCCACAAGCUCACUGCAUCUCCAAGACACUAAGCAAGGCAGGAUGCAGUGCUGCAGCACGGUGUUCUCUUUUAAAGAAUGGUUUGUGUCUGGUGCUGGCAGCACAGAGAGACAAUGCAGUCAUUUUCUUUGACUCCCUGCUGAACAGGGUCAGUUGGCAGAAGCAGUCAGUCCUAGACACUGUGCAACAUCUCUUUUAUCCUCAAAAUGAGAAUCAGGCUGAAGAGCUGCUCUGUUGCCUUUUUGACUCCCUGACAUCCGAGAGCAUCCACCAGAUUGAAUCCCAGGAUUGCUAGCCAGUACGGUCCAAGCUUCCAGGCAUGGGUGGAUGCCGCUGCAGGUAUCUGUGCAGAUGGGCACUCAGGGGACACCCAGCCUCUUAAGAGCACUGAUGUUUGUUUGUCAUUAAAACAUAACGUCUGAAGUAUGGUAUUAGCAUCAGUAAGAUAAAUGAGAGUGGUGGGAGGCAGGAUCAGUGCUCAAGAACAAAUUUUUCUGAACCAUAGCUGUGGUUUCUAGUGGAAUGCGUUCAGAGGCAAUCUGCUUGUAUUUGUGGAGCAGGGGUUGGAGCAUUCCUGUGGCUGAAAAAACUCAGGAAGUAAAACAAAUCCAGGGGCAGGUGCUUGGGACUGCAUCUUCCCCAGUCCUCAGAGGCAUUAUGGAGAGACUCCAUUUUCUGUUGCUGCUGUGGUUCUUUGAACCAAAUACAAAAAUCCAGUAAAAGAAAUGGAAAUAGUCUGAGGGAAGGCUGGGUCCCUGAAGAGCUCAGUACCAUUGAGUAAGAUUAAAAGGUGGACAGCUUAAUGUUCUCUUAUCCUCUGCUUCAGCAGUCCUGUUACAGCUGUCCUUGCCUAGCCCCAGCUCACUGCCCUCCUGUGGGCACACAACCCUGCCUCUUGUUCUUCCUUCCACAGCCCCCAUGGAUCCUUGCACAAUUCAUCCUCUGCCAGGUCCUUUAUGUGAGCUAUCAAGCAAGAAAGCUGACGUUAAUACAAAGGUCCUCAGUCUUCCUGGAACCCACUGGUCCACAGCUCCUUUGGGGAAGAUUCUUCUCAGCCCAGGAGGCCUCAUGUUCCUACCUGCCCUGCUAAGGCAAAAAGUUGGAUGUGCACGUGCCUCUGAUUCCAGACAUCACAGACACAGCAAGGACAGUCCCUGUGGGUUCUCCAGGCACUGUUAAGGCAGAGCAACGUGCAGCUGGCUGGCCAGCCCACCUCUGAGUGCUGCUAGUGGGGUGAACCACUUCUGUGCACAGCCUUUCCCUCUGUAAGAGCCCAGUACGAGUCCUCCUUCUCCGCAGCCACUAGCUCACACAGUCUGUGAGAAUACAACACCUCUGAGAUCUCUGUCCCCUUUUGGACAAGGCUGUAAGUGCUCAGUAAGUACAAAAGCUGUCAGAAGUCUGGCCUUGCAAGCUCUGCUUCCUCAGCCAGUAAUAGUCCUUACACAGUCUCUCUCCUUCUCUAAGCUACCAAAAGUCUUAAGAGCAAAAGAGAAAAAUACAACAGAGCAAAACAGAAACAGCAAAAGAGCUGGGUGAAGAGGAGAUGUGGACAGGGGGCCUGCUGCAUCCUCACACAGUGGUUCAGUGUCAGAGCUUGGAAGUACCUCCAAAACUCUGCUCCCCAGCAUCAUUCUACCUGUACAGGCUGUUUGGGCUUUAUGGUGGGUCUGAAUGUCUCUGAGGAGCAGCUCCAGAAGCAUGUGCCUGUGAGGCAAGCAGGCAGCUGCCCUGCUCCCUUGGGAAGACAGGGCCCUGGGAGUCAGCACGGUGGACAAGCCUGCUCUGCUCCUGCAGCUAAGUAGGCCAUUUCCUGCACUCCAGGCACAUUUCUGUCGUGCUUGUAAGCCAUGUACAGCUUUGAGACAAAUGAGAAUUAAAAGGAUCCACCCCCA